This is a messenger RNA of Hemibagrus wyckioides, 3864 nucleotides long. RefSeq names its product trafficking protein particle complex subunit 12 (gene trappc12). Lineage: Eukaryota; Metazoa; Chordata; Actinopteri; Siluriformes; Bagridae. The record is from RefSeq and is a predicted model, not a curated record. Bases 137 to 2509 code for a protein of 790 amino acids. Gene Ontology annotation, molecular function: protein binding. The transcript has 12 exons. Gene Ontology annotation, cellular component: TRAPP complex; Golgi apparatus.
GCCGUUGUCUUCGGCGCAUGCGUGUGUUUACUCGCCGUCGCCUGUGUGCGGCGUUGACGUGCACGUGACAGCGGUGCGCAUGCGCAGUGAGAGUCAGUUCGGUUAGUGACAGCGGACAGAGGUAAAGGCGAAAGCCAUGGAUAAUGGUGAGGAUGCAGCUCAAAGGCCUUCGACUCUAAACCUAUCCUGUCUAGAGAAAGACGAACCCUCAGUCCACGUAGAUACAGCCGCAGCCACUAUGAGCAGCCACCCCAGCACUACAGAUGCUCUCUUUCAAGAGGAAAGCAUUGACCUGGAUGUAGAAGCGUUCAUUUCCCCUCAGGAUGACAGUGCCGCGUCUGGGAGUGUCACAGAUAAGCUGAACGAUCAGAUGAUGGAGAGCGUCAUGAUCUCAGAUUCCCCCAACAGCGAAGAGGAAGAUGUCCCUAUUGACUCUCUGCUGGAGCAAACAGAUGACAAGGUGUCCCUUGACUCCAAAGAGCUUGAAGAAGACAAAGAGAAUGAAGCUAUAGAGGAGAAGGACGAGGAGCCUGGACCUGAACAGGUCAUACCCGAUGAUACUGAAACGUCUCAGGCUUUAGCUGAAAAGGAGAAGACAGAGGACAGUGAUAAGGACAGCACAAAGCAGGCUGUUACAUGCAUAUCGCCUGCUCCGGGCAGCCCCAAAGCUGAGGAAACAGAGCUUGAAGUAGCCAAGCAGGUGAUUAAGGACGAGCCCAUUCCAGUGUGCACUAUUUUCAGUCAAGGCAUGCAGAACAAAGCACAGUCCCUGGUGCCUGAUGGAUUUCAGCCAACUUUGGUGAAAUCCCCAAGCUUUACAACUGGCCAUAAUGAAACUCCCAAUAAACUAGCGCCUCUGGUGUCUCAGCCCAGUCCCAGCCUCAGUAAAUUCUUCACUGAUAACGGCAACGUUAACCCAGCCUCAGACUUCUUCGACUCCUUCACAACAUCCUCAUCAUUCAUCUCGGUUAGCAAUCCAAAUGCAGAGACGCCCAAGUCCCCAGCCCAUCCUGAGCGUCAGCUUUCCUCAGGCUCAAGCAGCCUUCUUCAAGACGGAGGCACAACCAGUACUUUCUUCACUCCGCACGAGAGUACACCGAGGCCCAUGCCUGGCCCUGCAGAGCCUGUAGUGAACAUUAACAAGCUUCAAGUGGUAUUCUCAGGCAGCGAUGAUCCAUUUGCGAGUGCUCUGAGUAUGAGUGAGGUGGACAGGCGAUAUGACGCCUGGCUUCCCUCUGAGGACACCAGGAGAGUGCUGAUCUCUGUGGCCACACAGCAGGUCAAUCCUGUGCAUGUAGACAGGGAGAGGCUAUCCAUGCCUGGGCUCAAGUUUGACAAUUUGCAGGGUGACGCAGUGAAGGACCUGAUGCUGCGUUUCCUUGGAGACCAGGCAGCGACGAAGAGGCAAGUUCUCACCGCUAACUCAGUGGAGCAGAACUUCUUGGGUCUCAAGCAGCUGAUCGGCACAAAAAACUGGAGGGCAGCUGUGGAUCUGACUGGCAGACUGCUGACGGCUCACGGCCAAGGCUACGGCAAGAGCGGCCAACCGAGUACCCAUACCACUGACACGCUGCAGUUAUGGUUUGUGCGUCUGGCUCUGUUGGUGAAGCUCAGCCUUUUCCAAAAUGCCGAGCUGGAGUUUGAGCCGUUUGGUAAUCUGGACCAGCCGGACCUGUACUAUGAGUACUACCCUACGGUGUACCCUGGAAGACGAGGUUCGAUGGUGCCAUUCUCCAUGCGUGUGCUGCAUGCUGAACUGCCUCAGUACUUAAACAAGCCCCAGGAGUCGCUGGACCGCCUGCAUAGCAUGAGAAGCAUCUGUCAGAAAAUCCUGGCUAACCUGGAGGAAGGACUGGCUGAGGACGGGAGCAUGAUGACUCUCACACAGGAAAACAGACAAGCCUCUAUUCAGCUGUGGAGGUCACGUCUGUGCCGGGUGAUGUACUCCAUGGCAAACUGUCUGCUAAUGAUGAAGGACUAUGUGCUGGCUGUUGAGACGUAUCUCUCCAUCAUCCAGUAUGAGCCACAGCAGAGAGUGCAGCUGUUGAGUGGAAUAGGACGCAUCUUCCUACAGAUUGGAGACAUCAAAACUGCAGAGAAGUAUUUCCAGGAAGUAGAGAAAGCCGGUCCGGAAAAGGGAAAAGGACCAACUCAUGACACCGCUAUAUUAAUGAACAGGGCAUUUGUGUACCUGAGCCAGAAUAAUUAUGCAGACGCCCACACGUGUUUCUCCGGCGUCUUGAAAAUUGAUCCCAACAAUCCUGUGGCGAACAACAACGCAGCAGUGUGCUUACUUUAUUUGGGCCGCCUGAAGGAGUCCCUGGGUCAGCUGGAGAGUCUGGUGCAGCAGGACCCUGCACUCUACUUGCAUGAAAGUGUGCUCUUCAACCUGACCACCAUGUACGAGCUGGAAUCAUCACGGAGCACGCAGAAGAAACAGGCUCUGCUGGAGGCUGUGGCCGCGCGAGAGGGCGACAGCUUCAACACGCAGUGCCUCAAACUGGUGUAACCCAUAACCAUCCAAGAGUGCAUUAGAUCACUGUGUCACUGCUACGUGAUGUGACAUGAGCUCGUUUAACAAGCUUGGGCUUAACAUGCCACAGGUCUAUUAUCCAUGCAGAUUUUUUUUUUUUUUUUUAAGAAGACUUUGAGAUAUUAUGUGUGACCAAAUUCACAGCUGACCUGAAAUGACCUGUGUAUUCACACUAAGGCAGGUGAUGCAUUUGAAACUCUUAAAGCAAUGUUUCGGUGCUAUCAGGUUGCAAGAGAAUGUAAAUAGAGAGAGAGUAUAAAUUCAGUGGGGGAAAGAAAAGACUGAUGUAAAUAUUUAGCAUAUUUAAAGGAGAGGUAUACAGCAUUACAAACAUUUUCUAAAAACAAAUCAAUUAAAAUUACAAAACACACACACACACACACAUUCAGGGGUGCACAACUCCAAAACUACAGGUUUUAUUUUUACUCAUAGAAUACAGAUAUGUUCAGCAACCAGAAAAAAAAGCUACUUGAUUCCUAUCCCACCACCUGACACACUUCUAUACAUCGCCAGAAGAAUAUGAUCUGAUUGAGUAAUAUCCUCAUAAUAUAGAAAUAUUGAAAUGAAACCCUGCAAAAAGAAUUCAUCAAGCUGUUACACUCCUGCUAUGACAACGAUCAGUCAUUUUUCAAGCUUUAAACAUAUUGGGAGAAAUGAAAGACACUAGCUAAACACCAACAAUAUCUUUUAUGAACACCACAGCUCAACAACUGGUGAGGGUAUUUUUUUGCCCCAUUUUCUCCCCAAUUCUCUUAGCCAAUUCCCACCCACUCCAGUUAUAUGACUGCUACCAACCAAGGAGGGUGAAAGCUUACACAUUCUUUCUCUGAGACACAUGAAACCAGCCAUCUGCCUCUUCUCAAACAACUGCACAUGCUGCGGUACAGGGCAGCGUAGCACUCUUCCAUUUUCCCACACACAUAAGCUCACAGAUGCCUGUGAUUGACAGGAGAGAGAUCUCAUGGCUCUUGGCCAUUGAUCUCAUCAUUGUGAUUCAAAAGAGGAUAAGAGAGCUAUUUUUUCCCUGGGAAUAUACUCAAUUCACCAAGUUAUUAGUGUAGCUUAGCUGCCGCAUUUAGACUAGUCAGUUAGGAUUCCGGGCAACUAAAACACAGGACAUGGACAGUACAAACUUCACUGUAUUUAUUGAGUUCAUCGAUGAUGUUUGCACUGUAAUACUUCUGAGAAACUUCCAGAUAAGCCUUUUAUUAGAUCGCAACCAGUCUGCUAACACACAAUAUAUAAAGAAUUUGUGUGUACCGCGUGUCUCUCGACUGCACCGUACUGUACUUUUCUUACACGGAUCUAAAUAAAGCCCAGCUGAUUUUGAA